Messenger RNA from Erinaceus europaeus (western European hedgehog), 1995 nucleotides. Its product is annotated as zinc finger protein 709-like. NCBI's taxonomy places the organism in Eukaryota, Metazoa, Chordata, Mammalia, Eulipotyphla, Erinaceidae. Gene Ontology annotation, molecular function: DNA-binding transcription factor activity; RNA polymerase II cis-regulatory region sequence-specific DNA binding. Gene Ontology annotation, biological process: regulation of transcription by RNA polymerase II. Bases 1 to 1350 code for a protein of 449 amino acids. The record is from RefSeq and is a predicted model, not a curated record. The transcript is spliced from 5 exons.
AUGGACCCGUGGCGGGGAGCGGCGCUGAGCGCGGCGGCCUCUGGCCUUGGCCGCAGGCGGACCAGCGCGUGUGCGAAGGCGCGGUGCUGCAGAAAGACAUUCAGGGAAAGAGGAAGAGAUGGCAGUUUCUUGGAAAAGAUACAAGAACAUUCCACCAAAGGGCAGCAUAUUUUGCAUGGGAGUAUACAAAGUAAUACAACAGUAAAAAUCUCUGAGGGCAAAGAUAGUCAUAAUGCUAGACUAUCUCAAGAAUGUGAAGUAUACAACAAAUUAUUCACUUAUCCUAUUCAUCUUCAAAAACAUGAAAGAACUCACAGUGGAGAGAAACCCUAUGAAUGUAAACUAUGUAGUAAAACAUUCAGUUGUUCCAGUCAUCUUUGGGCACAUGAAAGAACUCACAGUGGAGAGAAACCCUAUGAAUGUAAACAAUGUACUAAAACAUUCAGUCAAGCUGGUCAUCUUCGGGCACAUGAAAGAACUCACAGUGGGGAGAAACGCUAUGAAUGUAAACUAUGUAUUAAAACAUUCAGUUGUUCCAGUAGUCUUCUGGCACAUGAAAGAAUUCACAGUGGAGAGAAGCCCUAUGAAUGUAAACUAUGUAGUAAAACAUUCCGUUGUUCCAGUAAUCUUCGGUCACAUGAAAGAAUUCACAGUGGAGAGAAGCCCUAUGAAUGUAAACAGUGUAGUAAAACAUUCAGUUGUUCCAGUAAUCUUCAGAGACAUGAAAGAAUUCACAGUGGAGAGAAACCCUAUGAAUGUAAACAGUGUAGUAAAACAUUCAGUUGUUCCAGUCUUCUUCGGUCACAUGAAAGACUUCAUAGUGGAGAGAAACUAUAUGAAUGUAAACAGUGUAGUAAAACAUUCAUGCAAUCCAGUAGUCUUCGAACACAUGAAAGAAUUCACAGUGGAGAGAAACCCUAUGAAUGCAAACAGUGUAGUAAAAGAUUCAGUGAUUCCAGUAGUUUUCGGGUACAUGAAAGAAUUCACAGCGGAGAGAAACCCUAUGAAUGUAAACAGUGUAGUAAAACAUUCCGGAAAUCCGGUGGUCUUCAGCAACAUGAAAGAAUUCACAGUGGAGAGAAACCCUAUGAAUGUAAACAGUGUAGUAAAACAUUCCGUUGUUCCAGUAAUCUUCGGUCACAUGAAAGAAUUCACAGUGGAGAGAAGCCCUAUGAAUGUAAACUAUGUAGUAAAAUAUUUAGGCGAUCCAGUCAUCUUCAGAGUCAUGAACAAACUCACAGUGGAGGGAAACCCUAUGAAUGUAAACAAUGUAGUAAAACAUUCAAUCAUUCCAGUAGUCUUCAGAGACAUGUAAGAAUUCACAGUGGUGAGAAACCCUAUGAAUGUUAACAGUGUAGUAAAACAUUCAGUUGUUUCAGUCAUCUUCGGUCACAUGAAAGAGUUCACAGUGGAAGUGCAGAAGAUAGAUAGCAUAAUGGUUAUGCACACAGACUCUCAUACCUGAGGCUACAAAGUCCCAGGUUCAAUCCCCUGCACCACCAUAUGCCAGAGCUGAGCAGUGCUCUGGUUAAAAAAAAAAAACAAGUUCACAGAAUUCAUUCACAGUGGAGAGAAAUACUGUGAAUGUAAAGAAUGUAGUAAAGCAUUCAUUUCAUCCAGUUAUCUUCAGACACAUGAAAGAAUUCACAGUGUAUAGAAACAGUAUGAAUGUAAAGAAUGUAGUAAAGUAUUCAUGGUUUCUAGGUUUCUUCAGUUACAUGAAAGAAAUCAGUUGAGAGAAAGAAACCUCAUGAAUGUAACCAUGUAGUCUUAACAUUCAUUUAAGCCAGUUUUCUUAGAUUUGAAAGAUCUCACAGUGGAAAGAAACCCAGUGGGUGUAAACAGCAAAAUACUGGUUCAAGUCUGUCAUCUUUGUCAUUAUGAAAUAACUCACAAUGGAGAGAAAUUUGAUGAAUAUAAGCAGUGUUGAAAACAUUCUAUUAUUCUGCUCUUUGUAAACAUGAAAGAAUUCACAGUAACGCAAAACCCCAUGAA